AUGAUUUCGACUUUGUUACUUGUUAUUGGUAUUCUUGUGGCCGCGUCUUGUACUAUCUCGGCGCAACAGUACCCUAUUGUUGGAGUGAGAUCCGGUAUCAAUAUGCGGACUGGAGAAAUGCCAAUAAGGAGGAACAUCAACACCAUACACGAAGAAGCCGGACCGCAAUGGGACUUAUACGUUGGAGCCCUCACGGCUAUGCAGGAUGCGAACGAAACCGAUCCCAUAUCGUAUUUUCAAGUCGCUGGCAUUCAUGGGCAGCCGUAUAUGGCCUGGUCAGGAGGAGGACCACAGACUGGGGCGGAUGCUGGAUACUGUCCACAUAACCAAGGACUGUUUGGUACUUGGCAUCGCGGAUAUCUCUCGCUUUACGAGCAAGUACUGGUCCGCUACGCCAAGCGCAUUGCGCUUUCUUACCCGGAGUCUCAUAAAGGAGCGUACGUUGAAGCUGCAGAGAGUUUGCGCGUUGCGUUCUGGGACUGGGCCGCGGACUCUCAGGUCCCGCCUGUGACGGCAAUGCCGAAUGUUAUCGUCAAGAGGCCUGUGGGCGGCGCCUUGCAGCCACUCGCGGUGCGCAACCCGUUCUACCGUUUUACUUAUCCGAAAACAGCUCUCGAUGGAAAAUUCGGUAGCUUUGAUGGAAAGAAUCACACGAAGCGGUGUGUUGGAGACGGCGAAAGCUAUCCCUAUACGGCGAACGCGAGGCUCCUGGGUUACGGCUUGAAGGAAAAGGUGUACAAUGUCUUCUUGAAGGCAACCUCCUUCGAUGAGAUGGUCACUGCCCAGAAUGAAGGCGCCAACUUUGAAGGACCUCAUGGAGAAGUCCAUGUCGGGGCCGCCUGCGGCCAGGAUCUCCUCCAUCUAUCAACCUCGGCAUUCGAACCACUGUUCUGGCUUCAUCAUGCCAAUGUAGAUCGCCUCAUUGCCUUCUGGCAAGCUCUUCACUUCGAUAAUGCUACAAUGCAUUUCUCCUAUGCCUCAUCCCAGAUGUUCGCCACGCCAUCCGGCACCACCAUUAACCCGCAGUACCCCUUGUGGCCCUUUACUGGGACGGGCGGUGGUCCACUUACCAGUGAAUCGGUCACGCACGUCCGUGACUGGGGGUACACGUAUGCACCGAUGAGGUUCUGGGAUCAGACACCAGGAGACGUUAAGAUGGCGGUCAGCAGGACGGUAAACAGCAUCUACGGUCCUCAGGAGCAGCAAUCUUCUUCCAUGAGGGUCAGGCGGCGCAAGAUGGUCCCGAUAAGGCAGUAUGUCGCCAAAGUCGAAGUUGAGAGAAACGAGCUGGACUUACCUUGCCAAGUGCAGCUUUUCUUAAAAGGCUCGAUGGCGGGCUCUUUGACGUUACUGGAUAUGCCCAGGCAGGGGAAAAGUUAUGAUGAGAUUCCUCUGAAUCGAGGUAUCGACGCUGCUGGCCUGCGUGGUCUUUCGAUAAGCGGGGUUCUUGGAGGGAUUGCGGAUGGGUUGGAAGUGGUCAUCGACAAGUUGGAUGGCACAACUACGCCGCUGGAACGUGUCCCAAGUUUGAAGCUUGAAGUUGAAGACCAAGAGAUCGUUCCAUCGGACUCUGCGGACCAACUUCCGACGCUGGGCACCAGGCGGAGUCGGCCCGCAAUGCUACGACCUCUGUCAGUUGACAACUAG
Molecule: messenger RNA, 1647 nt
Organism: Colletotrichum scovillei
Lineage: Eukaryota; Fungi; Ascomycota; Sordariomycetes; Glomerellales; Glomerellaceae
Exons: 8
Coding region: 1-1647 (548 amino acids)
Molecular function (GO): oxidoreductase activity
Source: RefSeq, a predicted model, not a curated record